This is a messenger RNA of Malania oleifera, 1016 nucleotides long. Its product is annotated as 23 kDa jasmonate-induced protein-like. NCBI's taxonomy places the organism in Eukaryota, Viridiplantae, Streptophyta, Magnoliopsida, Santalales, Ximeniaceae. The transcript is spliced from 2 exons. The coding region runs from base 225 to 863 and encodes 212 amino acids. The record is from RefSeq and is a predicted model, not a curated record.
UGGUGCGUAUGCAUGAGAGUGUACACUCCAUGCAAGUUAAUCUAAUCACGCGUGGGGUUGUGCAUGAGUGAGAGAGUGUGUGCGGGACACGUGGACAAGCGGCGAUUUGUGCGUGUUUGCACUUGUCGGUUAUUAUAUGUAUAUAGAUGGAACCUUAACUCAGACGAUAUCCCAAUCUCAUCGAGUUGAUUCUCAAUUAUUAAACCUUAAAUUGAAUUAAAGUUAUGGCGGACAACGUGUUUGGGGCUCCAAUCAACGACGAGUUCAUAAAGGGAUUGCCGGACGCUCCGAAGGUGAUAACGCCGGAGGUGAGGGCGCAGUACGCCAUGGACUACAUCAACGACGGCGGCAAGAACUUCGACGCUCAGACCUACGUCGAGAACCUCAAAGACCAGUACGGCAUCGGAGACUCCUGCCUCGCCACGUUUUACAAUGCCACCGGAGGCACCAUCUCCUACGUCACCGACCACGACUACCACGGCCACAUCGGCCCCUCCCCUUACCCCUCCAGGCUGGAAAACGGCCAGUGGGGCGCCUUUCUCCAUGUCCAUCACACCGCGACGCCCACUGGAUCCUCCGCCGCCGCCGUCUACAACGGCAAAAACGCUGACGGAGAGGGCCGCGACUGGUUGAUGGCUUGGUCCAUUCCUUUCAUGGGAGAUAACAGGACCUAUUCUGAGGUGCGUGGUGUUGAUCACUACACUGAAGAUGUUUGGGAAGUAAUUUUUGACAAAAUGUCUAACUCUGGACGCAUAACGGAAGACACUUGGGGCAAAUGCUCCUCACGGGCGACUAUUGGCGAGCAUACUUCACCAAAAUUUUCUGCAACAUUCACACUGGAAAAUAUUACAUUCCAAAACUAAUUGGUAGUAAUACUUGCAUUUUAGCAAGUAGUAACUAUCAAUAGUUAUUGUAUUAGCAUAAAUAAUCGUGUGAUGUUUAGCGAAAUAAUCAUAAUAAUCAAUAAUGCUACUUUAUAUGUAGCUUAUGUAAUGAAUAAAAUUUGAAGUUAAUUA